Molecule: messenger RNA, 1007 nt
Organism: Theobroma cacao (cacao)
Lineage: Eukaryota; Viridiplantae; Streptophyta; Magnoliopsida; Malvales; Malvaceae
Source: RefSeq, a predicted model, not a curated record
UCUUUCAGCAUAGUUGUGCAAAAGAGAAGAUGACAGUGCCAAGCAAAAAGCCAGUAAUGGUUCGACAAGUCUUUGCGGAAGACCUGGAACGUGAGUUUGCGAUCAUCCAUAGUGUAAUUGAUAGGUACUCUUUUGUCUCCAUGGAUACCGAGUUUCCAGGUACAAUUUUCAAACCAGAUAAACAGCUCGUUGAUAUAACCGAUCCUUCUUUCAACUAUCUGUUCAUGAGAUCCAAUGUUAAUGCCCUACACAUCAUUCAGCUUGGCUUAACCCUCUCUGAUUCUCAAGGAAAUUUGCCAGAUUUUGAUACUCCGUAUUGUUAUAUCUGGGAGUUUAACUUUAAAGAUUUUGAUUUCGAAAAAAAUUAUUACGAUAAAGAAUCAGUCAAAUUACUUAAAGCACAAGGUAUUGAUUUUGUGAAGAACAGAGAAAAGGGUAUUGAUUCUAGGGAUUUUAGGAGAAUGGUUUUGAACUCCAAAUUGGUGUUCAAUAGGUCUGGUUUGACUUGGAUCACGUUUCACAGUGCUUAUGAUUUUGGGUUCUUGGUGAAGAUUUUGACACAGCAAGAGCUGCCAUAUCACGUCAAUUUCUUCACAAAACAACUGAUUUAUUUCUUCGGGUACAAGAUUUAUGACAUCAAGCAUGCCUUCAAGUACUUCGGCCUACAUGGUGGCCUGGAGAGGGUGGCUAAACUUUUAAAUGUUGCUCGUGUCGCUGGGGAGAGCCAUCAGGCAGGGUCGGACAGUUUGCUCACCCUCCAAUGCUUUAUGAAACUGAAGCAGUCUAAGGUUUUUGAUCGCAUCAACCGAAUUCUGCCUGCUCUCGCAUUGUAUGGACUCGUUAGAGUACGACGAUGAUUCCCUUUUCUUCUUUUAGGCAAAUUCUUUUAAAUUUAUGAGAUUGUAUUAAGAGCUUUCAUUUGCAAGUCUAAACUUGUUCUUAUAUCCAGAAACAAAUGUAACUGUCCUUUCCUACAUUAUUAGAAAAUGUCAUUAGGUUAAUUUUCA